Odocoileus virginianus texanus is the source of this 4386-nucleotide messenger RNA. RefSeq names its product prostaglandin-endoperoxide synthase 2 (gene PTGS2). Gene Ontology annotation, cellular component: cytoplasm; neuron projection. Lineage: Eukaryota; Metazoa; Chordata; Mammalia; Artiodactyla; Cervidae. The record is from RefSeq and is a predicted model, not a curated record. Gene Ontology annotation, molecular function: heme binding; oxidoreductase activity, acting on single donors with incorporation of molecular oxygen, incorporation of two atoms of oxygen; prostaglandin-endoperoxide synthase activity. Gene Ontology annotation, biological process: cyclooxygenase pathway; response to oxidative stress.
AGUACCUGGCGCCCGCGCCCGUCCACCCGGGCUGUUUCUGCUCAGACUUCUCCCGGGAAUUCCAGGUAUUCUAAAUACUCCCAGAAUUCAGAGGCCGAGUCCGGACCAGUCGAGUCCAAAUAAACUGGACGGAUAGCCCCGCUUUGCCCUCAGCUCUAAUCUUCAUGGGCCCGUUAUUGAGCCCGUAUUUACUCAUCUGCUAAAUAGGAACGGGGAUACUAAUUUGCAGGUUGUCAUUAUAAGACAAGAAGAUCUGAUCAAUAUAUGUGAGAUGCUUUUGUAUACCACCUAACUGUUAUUGAAUGAAAAUAAUUAUAUUAUACAACUUCCUUAGUGCUUUCCCGUCCCAGGGAAGCCCAGAUUGUUUUUUAAGAUAAACAGAAUAGCUUAAAAGCAAGCUGUUCUUACUUUGCAAAUUUUUCUAUAGUUUGUUUUUGCCGUUUUUGUUUUUAACGUAAAUUAAGUCAUGCCACCUUAAUACUGUAAAUCAAUGAUCUCCCUUGACACGUGGACUAAAAUCCAAGUUCCCAUAAAAACCACAGGACCUGCCUUCACCUUUUCUGAAUUUAGCUUCCACCUCUGCCUCUCCGGCUGUCAGGCAUGCCUCAAGGCCUUUGCACUUGUUUUUCUCUCAACUUAGAAUGCUCUUCCUCCAGAUCUUUCUCCGGCUUUAUGACAGAGAAGAAAGAAGGAAAAAAAAAAAACACCCAAGUUUGAUUAAAAUACUAGAUCUAUUCACUUUAGUUUUGAAAGUCCUACUUUGAGCCUCUUCUAAAGGCUAAUUUGAGCAUCUAAAGUUUCUAAGAAAAAUUUAGCAACAUGAUUUCCCUGAUGGAAUAUUCUGUUACCUUUAUUUAGAAAAGGAAGUUGGCAUUCCUACAUUAUAACCAUUCUGUGAGGCAAGUAAAAAAAAAAGUUUUCCCAUGACUACCUGUAUAUUUCUUGAAUUUUUUAUUGUGAAGUUGACUCAUAGUAAGUAAAGCAAUUAAAUGCUUAAGUCAAGAUUGACACUGAAGAAUUAUUUAUUCACUGUCUUUACUGUUUUUGUAGCAAAUCCUUGCUGUUCCCAUCCAUGCCAGAAUCGAGGUGUAUGUAUGAGUGUAGGAUUUGACCAGUAUAAAUGUGACUGUACCCGAACAGGAUUCUAUGGUGAAAACUGUACCACACCUGAAUUUCUGACGAGAAUAAAAUUACUCCUGAAACCCACUCCCAACACAGUGCACUACAUACUUACCCACUUCAAGGGAGUCUGGAACAUUGUCAAUAAUAUCUCCUUCCUGCGAAAUAUGAUUAUGAGAUAUGUGUUGACCUCGAGAUCACAUUUGAUUGACAGUCCGCCCACUUAUAAUGUGCACUACAGCUAUAAAAGCUGGGAAGCCUUUUCUAACCUGUCCUAUUACACCAGAGCUCUUCCUCCUGUGCCCGAUGACUGCCCAACACCCAUGGGUGUGAAAGGGAGGAAAGAGCUUCCUGAUUCAAAAGAAGUUGUGAAAAAAGUACUUCUAAGAAGAAAGUUCAUUCCUGAUCCCCAAGGCACAAAUAUGAUGUUUGCAUUCUUUGCCCAGCACUUCACCCAUCAGUUUUUCAAGACAGAUUUUGAACGAGGACCAGCUUUCACUAAGGGAAAGAACCAUGGGGUGGACUUAAGUCACAUUUAUGGUGAAUCUUUAGAGAGACAGCAUAAGCUGCGCCUUUUCAAGGAUGGAAAAAUGAAAUAUCAGAUGAUUAAUGGAGAGAUGUAUCCUCCCACAGUCAAAGAUACUCAGGUCGAAAUGAUCUACCCACCUCAUGUUCCUGAACACUUAAAGUUUGCUGUGGGCCAGGAGGUCUUUGGUCUGGUGCCUGGUCUGAUGAUGUAUGCCACCAUUUGGCUGCGGGAACACAACAGAGUGUGUGAUGUGCUGAAACAAGAGCAUCCAGAAUGGGGCGAUGAGCAGUUGUUCCAGACAAGCAGGCUAAUCCUGAUAGGAGAAACUAUUAAGAUUGUGAUUGAAGACUACGUACAGCACUUGAGUGGCUAUCACUUCAAACUGAAGUUUGACCCAGAGCUGCUUUUCAACCAGCAGUUCCAGUACCAAAACCGUAUUGCUGCUGAGUUUAACACACUCUACCACUGGCAUCCCCUUCUGCCUGAUGUCUUUCGGAUUGAUGGCCAGGAGUACAACUAUCAGCAGUUUAUCUAUAAUAAUUCUAUCUUACUGGAACAUGGUGUCACUCAGUUUGUUGAAUCAUUCACCAGGCAAAAUGCUGGCAGGGUUGCUGGCGGUAGGAAUCUUCCAGUCGCAGUAGAGAAAGUGUCAAAGGCUUCAAUUGACCAGAGCAGAGAGAUGAAAUACCAGUCUUUUAAUGAGUAUCGCAAACGUUUUCUGCUGAAGCCCUAUGAAUCAUUUGAGGAACUUACAGGAGAGAAGGAAAUGGCUGCAGAGUUAGAAGCACUCUACGGAGACAUAGAUGCCAUGGAGCUGUAUCCCGCCCUUCUGGUAGAGAAGCCUCGUCCAGACGCCAUCUUUGGGGAGACCAUGGUAGAAGCUGGAGCGCCAUUCUCCCUGAAAGGACUUAUGGGUAAUCCUAUAUGUUCUCCUGAGUACUGGAAGCCUAGCACUUUUGGUGGAGAAGUAGGUUUUAAAAUCAUCAACACUGCCUCAAUUCAGUCUCUCAUCUGCAAUAACGUGAAAGGCUGUCCUUUUACCUCAUUCAGUGUUCAAGACGCGCACCUCACCAAAACAGUCACCAUUAAUGCAAGCUCUUCCCACUCUGGACUCGAUGAUAUCAACCCCACAGUCCUCCUAAAGGAACGUUCAACCGAACUGUAGAAGCCUAGUGAUCGUAUUUAUUUAUUUAUAUGAACUGUUUCUUUUAACUUAAUUAUUUAAUAUUUAUAUGAAACUCCUUGUGUUACUUAACAUCUGUUAAGGAGAAAAGGGGGUCAUAUUUGUGAAGAUUUUCAUGUUGAUUUUAAAGAUGUCGAAGUUUCUUCAAGUUAAAGGGGAAAGCAGUUUUCAUUCUUCUGUACAAUCCAAUGGGAGAUGAGUAUGACAUCUUUUUACUUGAAUUUCAACUUAUAAUAAGAACAAAAGCUAAGUUUGAACACUUAAAUGCUGUUGCAAGAUGACAAAAUGCUGCACAUUUCAACACUAUCAAUAUUUCCAGGGCGUCUUCUAUGAUGAAUGAGAAACAGCUGUCUACUCACUGGUCCUUUUAUGGUCUUCUUUUGGCCAUUUUCAGAUCAGUUUACUUCAUCUAUUUUGUUUUCCUGGUUUUAACGUCUGAGUGUGUGUUUUUUGGACUCUGCCUGUACUUUCUUACCUGAACUUAUGCGAGUUUUCAGGAAAACCUCAGCUCAGAACUACUACAAAAGGCCUUUACAAAAAGGUAUACAUUCAUUUUAAGUGAAAGGCAGAGAACUCUACAAAUAAACUAUAACCUAAUAAAGAGCCCAAUACCUUAGAGCCCUAGGGAGUUGUUGACACCAAGAAAGUAUUCCUAUUCUAAUUAAUGUCUUUCCUCAUUUGAAAGCAAAUAAUUGCUGAAUAGUUCCCAGGAAGACAAUGUUUAUUUUCCACAUCUCAUUGUCAGUUGACAUUUUCUGGUACUGUAUAUUAAUUUAAUUUAUUGAGGGCUAUUAUGUCUUCUUAGGAUGACUAUUAUAAACUGGGUUUAAGGCUGCAUGGUGGGUUUUUUUUUGGCAUUAUGUCAGAAUCAAUGUAUCUUUUAGGAUUACCUCUCUGAAUUAUUACUAUAAUAUAAAUGUUUGGAUUAAGAUUUGUGAAAACAUGUUAGGAACCCAACUCUGGUAUAUUGAGACGUAAAGCUGGAAUUCUUUAAGUUUUACCUAUUCACCAGCCCACAGAAAACGCUGUCUCAUUACCCUGGAUGUGCUAUAACACUGACAGUGUAUACAUUUUUGAAGGACUUGCAGAUGUUUCAUUAAUUCAUUCACCCCUAACUUUCUGGAGAAACAUUCUUUACAAAGCACUGUGGGUCUUAAUAUUUUUAAAUCAUGCACUGAAAAAUCAGUAUUUAUGUAAAUAAUUGAAAAAGUAUGCCUGUUAGGCAGAGGGAGAAAAAUGAAAUUUCAUUAAAGAGAAAUAACUCAGGGGAACUUUCAAGAUUUUAUGUUUAAAUGAUUUAUGGUUAAGAAAGAGUCAACAGUAGAAGAGCUUGUAUUAAAAAACUGUUACUUUCAUUGAUUUUUUAAAAAAUGAUUUGUUAAUAUCUGAAUGACUGAAUCUGGGAAUUUGGAAUAUGUGAGUGUUUUGGUGCCUCAGACUAUGUAUGAUUAAAUUAAUUUAUGUAAACCUUAAGUGUUGAAACAAAUAGCUGUUUAUUUUUGUAUUAUUUAAAAAUUGAAAACCUCUUCUAAAAUAAAUUUUGACUGUUUCUGUA